AACCGGCAAGCGUAGAUCGGGCCAAUCAGGGUCCCUCGGCGGGGGAUUUGUGUCAUCGAGAUCAGGCAGUCAGCCAGCCGCGCAGAGAGGUGAAGGAAGCCAGGUUCUAGGCCGCCAAGCGAAAGUGAAGGGGCGCGUCCGUAGUUGGCGAGGAAAAUUGUUUCACGACGGGAGCCUUUGCUGACGGCACACCCGUGUGUCCCGGUGUUACCUCCCGGAGGGCGAAUUCUCAGCAGUUUCGUGUCCCGACCAGCCGGCGUAGUGCGAAAGUUAUGAGUAAAGUGUCCACGUUCAUUGGCUACAAGAACCAGCGACUCAAGACAUUAGGUCAACAGCAGCAUCAGCAGUCCCGGACGAUACCGCACUUGAUUGGAGUGAUCCGCCGUGAAACGCAAUAGGAUAACUGAACUGAUACGCAGAGUCCAGCAGCGUCAACCGGAAGCUCUUCCCAGGCCGGACCGAGCCGAGUAUCGCUGGCGGUAGGGAAACAGUUCCGGACCCAGGGCCAGAACAGCCUCACGAUGGUGGCCGGCACGGUCAGUAACUUUCACAGCGAAUUCCUCAACGACCCGGUCGUGAAGGAGAUGCGCCGAGUGCGGGAAGAAAACGCUCGCCGUCAGAAGCACGACUACUCACACGUGUUCCGGCGAAAGUCACGGAUCGACUUCAUCCGAAUCUCAGCCGUCAUCAUGGGCAUGGAGUUUGUGUACUCCGCGGAAACGGCCUUCGUGUCACCGAUCCUGCUCGGGAUCGGCAUCGAGCACCACCUGAUGACGAUGGUCUGGGGAAUCUCUCCCCUCAUCGGGUUCUUCCUGUCCCCAGUCAUCGGAUCGAUCAGCGAUCGGUGCCGUUCGAAGUACGGACGCCGACGUCCGAUCCUGCUCACGCUCGGUAUCGGGCUCAUCAUUGGCUGCCUGUUGGUACCGUACGGGAAAAACAUAGGCGCUUGGCUAGGGGACCUGGGCGAGAUCGCUGGUUCGGUCGAGGAUCCGUCGAUCGAACCGGUCUCGGCCCUGCUGGUCGACCUGAACGGGACCUCGCUGGUGGGCGACGUGUUCCGGUCGUACAACUUCUAUCGGGUCGACGAGGAGAUUGCCCAGCACCGGGUCGACUACCGGUGGGCGAUAGUGAUCACCAUCAUCGGCACCAUCCUGAUGGACUUCAACGCGGACAACUGUAUGACUCCCUCGAGGGCCUACCUGCUGGACAUAUGUCUUCCGGAGGAUCAUGGACGAGCCUGUAGCAGCUUCUCGAUUCUGGCCGGGCUCGGUGGCUCGAUCGGGUACGCGAUGGGCGGCAUCAACUGGGACAACACCUCAUUCGGCGAGUUCCUCGGUGGCAGCAUCAAAACGGUCUUCACGCUGGUGGUGGUGAUCUUCGCGAUCUGCCUCACCAUUUCGCUGACCAGCUUCCGGGAGAUCCCGCUGCCGUUGCUCGAGGGCGACGAACUGUUGCGCCCACUGACGGAGUCCGCCGUGAAGCGGGAGAAGGCACGCCGCGAGCAGCUCAUCUUCACCGUGAAGGACGUAAGCAAAACGCUGACCGCCCAGCUGCAGACGAUCCAAUCGCCUCACGAUCUGCCGGUUCCGCAAAAGAUCAACAAUGCGCUGGCCGCCGACGUCGAGCGGCCCGCGAACGGCGACGGCAGCGACGACGAGGACGACGAGGAGAUGCAGAUGAGCCCGAAGGACUUCAUCAAGAGCAUCGUCAUGAUGCCAAAGUCCAUCGCCAUCCUGUGCCUCACGAACCUGUUCUGCUGGAUGAGCCACCUCAGCUACGCGCUGUACUUUACCGACUUCGUCGGCGAAGAAGUGUUCGGCGGAAACCCGGCGGCCCCGUCCUCGUCCGCCGAGUAUCAGCUGUUCCUCGAGGGUGUCCGGUACGGGUGCUUCGGCAUGGCCAUCUACUCCAUCUCCUGCUCCACCUACUCGUUCACGAUCGAGAAACUGAUCAAGGUGCUGCGCGCCCGGACCGUCUACUGUGGCGGGCUGGUGAUCGACUCGAUCGGCAUGUGCUGUAUGGCGUUCUUCCCCAACAAGGUCACCGUGUUUGUGCUCAGCGCAACGGGCGGCAUCGUUUACGCGUUGCUUUUCACGAUGCCGUUCCUGCUGCUCGGCCAGUACCACGCCAAAGGAACGUUUAAGGUCAGCAAACCGGGCGCCACUGGUACACAGGAACGGAAGCGCGGCCUUGCCACGGACAUUGCCGUCGUCGGCGGUAUGAUAUUCGUCGCCCAGAUCACGGUGGCCCUCGGGAUGGGUUCGCUCAUCACGGUGUUCGGCACCACCUCGGUCGUCGUGUUUAGUGCCAGCAUCUGUAGCCUGAUCGCCGCGGUGUGUGCUUCACAGGUGGUGUACAUGGACCUGUAAACCGGUCCACGGCGGUCCUACUUUAGCCACGUAUGUUUGGAAAACGAACCAAAAAUAAUGCCCCAAAAUAAAUCCUUAGUACAUUAGGGUCCGCCAGGCUACCCAGCAAAGGGCUGCUGCUGCAUCGAUUCCACGCCCCGCCACUAUUUAUUGAACAA
Anopheles bellator is the source of this 2527-nucleotide messenger RNA. RefSeq names its product proton-associated sugar transporter A-like. The transcript has 4 exons. Lineage: Eukaryota; Metazoa; Arthropoda; Insecta; Diptera; Culicidae. Gene Ontology annotation, molecular function: sucrose:proton symporter activity. The record is from RefSeq and is a predicted model, not a curated record. Gene Ontology annotation, biological process: transmembrane transport. Bases 522 to 2369 code for a protein of 615 amino acids. Gene Ontology annotation, cellular component: membrane.